Anguilla rostrata (American eel) is the source of this 1954-nucleotide messenger RNA. Its product is annotated as olfactory receptor 52K2-like. The record is from RefSeq and is a predicted model, not a curated record. NCBI's taxonomy places the organism in Eukaryota, Metazoa, Chordata, Actinopteri, Anguilliformes, Anguillidae. Gene Ontology annotation, biological process: detection of chemical stimulus involved in sensory perception of smell; G protein-coupled receptor signaling pathway. The coding region runs from base 978 to 1922 and encodes 314 amino acids. Gene Ontology annotation, molecular function: odorant binding; G protein-coupled receptor activity; olfactory receptor activity. The transcript has 2 exons. Gene Ontology annotation, cellular component: membrane.
GCAGGAAAGCACCGCGGAUAGCCCUCAUCAAAUAAAUCAAAACGAUGAAGAUCGGAGGCCAGAGGAGAUGAGAAUAGGGCAUAAGAGAUGGUGUCUGUGCAGCAACUGCUCACCAACAGACACGGAAAUGUCUGUUGGACAGAGCUCCGCUUUCUAGCAGCAGCCGUUCAAAGUCACUUGACCACAUGGAUCAAACUGUCGUUUUUGGUGAAACUGAAACGUGUACGUUAUUCCCAUUCAUUAAAAUGACGUAAUGUUAUUAUUGAUCUGCGUCGUUUAUAUGAGCUUAAAGCCCUUGAUAAUACUUCCUUUAAAUGCACAAUCCCUAAUGAUAAUACGUACUGAUACACUAUGAUGUUUAGCUAUUGAAUCCAUCCUGUUGAGGGAUAUCCCGUGUAUCACAUCACACACAAAUUCUGUGGCAUUGUAUUGAUAUUUUACACUAUUAAUAACCGCAUCUGCUGGUCAAAACAACUGAGUUAACCUCCAGUGUAACCACUUAACGUCAUCUACCCAAAGUGCAGUGCGCGUCUAAAAUAAUGGCGAUCGCUGAUAGUCAGAAAUUCUAUUGAAGGUUUAGGUUUUUUAAAAUAACAAAUCUUUGCGUGGUUUUUACAGUACAUUUCCAUAACUGAGAGCAUUUACAACAUAUUAUGCCCUACAAAUCUUAAGGGGUGGGGUUCCCUUUAACACACUUGCAUGGUGUUGGUGUCACCAUUGGGGAAAUAGUACUUAAUUAUAACUAUAACGUCACUGUAACUGUUAUCGUAUUGGAUGUAAUCCAGCUAUGACAUCACCAACUGAUUACAACCUGUAUGUUUACGUGGGCCUGUACCUUAUAAAAAGAUUGAGUGAAGAUUCCAUUCCUCAAAUGUGUUGUAUGAAGAACAAGUUAGAAGAAGCAAAAAAAAUUAUAAUAAUCAUUUUGAAAGAGGCCAAUACUGAAUGAAAUAUCUGCUGGGAUUCAACGUGCAACUAUGGAGAAUAGAUCAGUGGUGAUGUCAUUUAUAUUGACGGCAUACACUGAAAUGGAAGACCAUAGAUAUGUAUACUUCACAGGUUUCCUGUUAUUGUUCAUCCUUAUGCUAUUAGUAAAUAUAAUUCUUAUUACAAUAAUUUAUAUUGAAGCCAGUCUCCAUGAACCCAUGUAUUUUUUGUUGUGUAGCUUAGCAGUAAAUGGAAUUUAUGGCACUAUAUCUUUAUUACCAUCAAUACUUGGUCAUUUAAUGUCUCAUACUUAUGAAAUAUCACUGACUGCAUGUCUUUCACAGAUCUUUUGUUUGCACACAUAUGGUGCAGUUGAAUUUAUUACUUUAGCAGCGAUGGGCUAUGACAGAUAUGUUGCCAUUUGUCAUCCAUUACACUAUCACCAGUUAAUGUCUCAUAGAAAAGUAUACACACUUAUAGCAUUGUGCUGGAUUUACCCUUUCAUUGUGUUUGGGAUGUAUUUCAUAUUAACUGCACAGCUUAUAUAUUGUGACAACAUCAUGGAAAAGGUGUAUUGUGCUAGCUUUGCAUUGAUCAAACUGUCCUGUUUUGACAUUUCUUUUCACAGCAAACUUGGCCAUGUUGUAACUGUUUUUAUAAUUGUUCCCCAGGUCCUCAUGAUAUUAUUUUCCUAUGCACAAAUACUCAGAAUCUGCCUGACUGCUUCUAAGGAAUCUCAGGCCAAAGCUAUUCAAACAUGCACCCCACACUUACUGGCCGUGAUUAACUAUGCAGUGGGAGUCCUUUUUGAAGUUAUUUCAAUUCGUUUCAACAUGAGUCAUGUACCAUAUAAAGUUCGCAUAUUCCUGUCCCUUUACUUUCUGAUAUUUCCCCCAUUGCUUAAUCCUGUAAUGUAUGGAAUUAGCAUUCAAGCCAUCAGAGUUCAGAUUUUCAAACUGUUCUUUACUUGUAAAAAUAGGUUGUUUACACAGUAGUUGAUUAAGGAGUUUCAUAAAUGUUUUAUUAU